AUGCAUGCCGCUGCGGGGCAGCUGUCCAUUGUGCAUCCUUACCCGCCUUCGUUGUCCACGAAACCAGAAACGUAUGAUACGAUUUGCUGUUUCCAGCAGUGGGCCCCCAUUCGGGACGAUGCCAUCUACUGCGGUUGGUCGCGACGGGGCCGGGCCGGCCCCCAAGUGUUGCUGGCCCCCAGUAUUGGUUCUGGGCAUCAAGAGGCUGCCUUACCAAUACAAAAGUCUAUAUUGGAGUAUCUGACCGCUAAGAAUCCGGACAUCGACAACCGAGAGCCAGCCGAUAAAAAGAAUACAAGCCGGAACAGCUAUUUUGUUCCCAAGCAACUCAUCGAGUGGACCGAGUUCAGCUUUCAGACACUACAAGCAGUCUAUGAGGGGCAACUUAUAGAGAAGGCUCGCGAAAAGGACACCCCCCUUCCGGAUUACCCCUUUUGUGUGCCUGAUGUUGAUUGCGUCGUCGACUGUGAACCUGCCACUGUACAUAUCAUGACAAAAUGGAACCAUGGGAUCGUCACACCAGCCUUGGAUGCCGUUAGGGACACCUUUCACCCGUGCAUGUGGAUACCACGGCCAAUGAAGAAGGAUAUUAAGAAGGGAAAUGGAACCAAGGGGAAAAAGUCAAACAGCAACGCUGUAUCGCGAAGGUUGAAAGGUGCAGACGGAGGUGCCAUGUCUUCGUGGCCAUCGCACGAGGCAACUACUGGAGAAAUGCUUCCCAAGGAUUACAAGACGUAUACCAAAUGGGAUAGCAGAAAUGCUAUAAACCAAAAGAUGUUGCAUAAAGAUGGUACAUGGAGAAGAGGAAUGUCCAAAAAGAACAACGCGAUGCCCAUCCGACAAGUUUACACCUACUGUGUCAACUUUGGGUGUCGGUAUGGCUGUAUCCUCUCGACUGGCGAAGCCUUCAUAUUUCGUAUAAGGCCUCGAGCGCCAAACAACAACCUCUCCCCGGAAGGUUCCAGCAGUGACCAAAUCAUAAGGCAGCAAUUGAUUAAGGACGGGCUCUUGGAAUAUGUGUCUAUCCCGUGGGAUAACAACAACGGUGGGAACCCAGAAGACUAUAAGAGUCUAACAGUGAAUUUGGGGCUAUGGUUCAUUCACGUUUUGGCUGGGAACCACUACCGAGUCGGCUGGGAGUAUCCCCCAUUAGAGAAUGAAGCUCUUCUCACAAAACCCCCUGUUGCAACCGCCGAACCCGUGACGCCCGCAAGCGAACCAAGAAUUCAACCACGACAAAGCAGCAAAAAGAGGUCACGCUUCUUCAACAAUGUCUCCACACCUACCAAGCGUAGACGAAGUGAGAGGCUGAAAGAUAGCCCGGGAUAUUCUGUAUCAUUUUCCACAGAGCUUCCUUUUCAAAUCGAGUCUGAUCACGACUCCUCUAAUGAGAGUACCACUGACGACACUGAACAGAGUUCGGCUUCAGACACAGAGUGCUAA
Messenger RNA from Neoarthrinium moseri, 1443 nucleotides. RefSeq lists its product as uncharacterized. The record is from RefSeq and is a predicted model, not a curated record. Bases 1 to 1443 code for a protein of 480 amino acids. The transcript has 4 exons. Lineage: Eukaryota; Fungi; Ascomycota; Sordariomycetes; Amphisphaeriales; Apiosporaceae.